Molecule: messenger RNA, 567 nt
Organism: Cyphellophora attinorum
Lineage: Eukaryota; Fungi; Ascomycota; Eurotiomycetes; Chaetothyriales; Cyphellophoraceae
Exons: 1
Coding region: 1-567 (188 amino acids)
Source: RefSeq, a predicted model, not a curated record
AUGGGUCUUGAAAAGCCAGAGCCCGCCCUCCUCUCCCAACCCUCACCCCGCCUGUCCUUCGACGACACCCACCCAGACCACCUCGACACUGCCCAACACAACCGGCCGAAAUCCGAGUUCGACCCUUGCGUCAAUGCCAAAAUCUGCUCACCAUUCUAUCUCUACAACCACGACUCACCUCGCCAAUCUGAGAACAAGUCUCGUCCAGACAUCAGCAUUGCCGUGCGAGAUCUCGAGUCCGGCAUCACGCCUGUGUCUACCAACACUCACAAAGGCUCCUCACCCGCGCUCGAAAAGAGGAACAGCAAUGACUCUGGCGUGGUCAGAAACGGAAAGUGGCAGGUACCGUGGGCAAGACGAAUGCAACAAGGGUCGACGCUGAAUCGUUGCAUGACCAAACCCAAGGUCAGUCGAUGGAAGAGCAUUCCUCAACGUCAGAGGCUCAUAAUCAAGAUCCUGCUUGCCCUCAUCAUGGUCGGCUUGAUCAUUGGACUGGCGGUUGGAUUGACCAAGGCGUUGGGUGGAGGUGUGUGGAAGAGCAACAACGCGACGAGCGGCAUUGCGUGA